GAUGCGUAGCAACCACGUCGUCCUUCUGUACCUGAAUUAGCUACAAGAGCGCCGGAGGUUACUGUAGCGCCCAUAGAGAUUGACCCCCACGAAGACCCCGCGUCUCUUCGUCACAAAGCCAGAAUUGAGGGAAAUCGGAUGGGGGAAUAUUUCAAGCAGAGCAAGGAAGCAUUUACUCGCAACGAGCGAAGGCUCGCUAAACAGCUUUCUCUGAUGGGUGAGGCGCACAAAGACAACAUGGUGCGCUUAGAUAAGGAAGCCAGCACGAAAAUAUUUCAAGAGAAUAAUCAAAAAUGCAAAUCCAAUACAGUUGAUCUCCACGGACUCUAUGUCCCAGAAGCCUUGCUCCGCUUCGACGACGCUGUUCAAGAGGUUCGGGACCGUGAAGGAUUGUCACUUCGUGUGAUCGUAGGAAAGGGAAUUCACUCCGAUGGUAAGGGCCCGAAGAUCAAACCAGCAAUCCAGGAUCACGCGAAAAGUUUGGGUCUACCCAUUGAAGUCGAUCCACUCAAUGACGGCUGCCUUGUUUCCUCCCUCUUUUCAUACCCAAGGAUGUAUGAUACUGUACUUGAAGGAUAAGUGUCUUGGUGUACUUAGUGUAUGAUAUCGUGUAUGAUGUAGGCCGGCUUGUUACUACAGUUUACUGGUUCAACGACGUCGUGUAUCGAUUUAAAAAAUUACGGAGGCAAGUGCUAACUCGCCUAGAAGGAACGACUAUCUUCCUUU
Suillus paluster is the source of this 726-nucleotide messenger RNA. RefSeq lists its product as uncharacterized. Lineage: Eukaryota; Fungi; Basidiomycota; Agaricomycetes; Boletales; Suillaceae. The record is from RefSeq and is a predicted model, not a curated record. The transcript has 6 exons. Bases 139 to 579 code for a protein of 146 amino acids.